Molecule: messenger RNA, 6598 nt
Organism: Uranotaenia lowii
Lineage: Eukaryota; Metazoa; Arthropoda; Insecta; Diptera; Culicidae
Product: myosin heavy chain, muscle-like
Exons: 15
Coding region: 430-6252 (1940 amino acids)
Cellular component (GO): myosin complex
Molecular function (GO): actin filament binding; ATP binding; cytoskeletal motor activity
Source: RefSeq, a predicted model, not a curated record
CGAGUUUUGUCGAAUAAGGAUCGCGACCGUCUUCCAAGUUGAGGCGGAUUUAAGGCACCUGAAACGUUACGUCACCAGUCGAUCGAAAGUGUUUCAAUUAAUAAGAACAGUUUUACAGAACUUUCAGUAUUCAUUCUUAAGUGCGAGCUAGGAGUAUAUUUACUGAAUCUCGUUCCUUUAUUAAACUGAACAAAGUGUCCUUGAACGAGUUUGGCGAAGUGAUUGCUACGCAGUGAAGGCGUCAAAGGGCUGGGCAAAAUUUCAUCCCCGUAGUACCGGAGGAAAAACUCCAAAUUCUCUAGUGAUUCCGUUUCGAGGUUCGGUCCACAUUGGUCGACUCCCAUUAGUAGUUUGGCUUCUCGCUCCCCGAUACUUUUUUUUCUCCCCUCAUCCGUCUAAGUCGCCGCCGUUGCCGCAACCAAUCUCAAGAUGCCGAAGGCCGUAGACACCAGCGGUGAUCCCGAUCCAAGCGAAUGGCUGUACAUUUCGGCCGAAAUGAAGGCCGCCGAUAUGGCCAAACCCUACGACGGCAAGAAGGAUUGCUGGGUUCCGGACGAUAAGGAGCUGUACGUGCGGGGCGAGAUUAAGGCGACCAAGGGCGAGCUGGUCACCGUUGCCCUGCCAGGCGGAGAGACCAAGGACUUCAAGAAAGAUUUGGUCGGCCAGGUCAAUCCACCCAAGUACGAAAAAUGCGAGGACAUGUCCAACUUGACGUACCUGAACGAUGCCUCCGUGUUGAACAACUUGCGCGAACGUUACGUCGCCAAGCUCAUCUAUACAUACUCCGGUCUCUUCUGUAUUGUAAUCAAUCCGUACAAGCGUUGGCCACUGUAUACGAUGCGUGUGGCCAAGAUGUACCGUGGUAAGCGACGUUCGGAAGUUCCGCCGCAUCUGUUCGCCAUCUCUGACGGUGCCUACGUGAACAUGCUGACGGACAAGGAGAACCAGUCUAUGUUGAUUACCGGUGAAUCUGGUGCCGGAAAGACCGAGAACACCAAGAAGGUCAUUGCGUACUUCGCCACCAUCGGUGCGGGCAAGAAGAGCGCUGACGACGAGAAGAAGGGCUCCCUGGAAGAUCAGGUCGUCCAGACCAACCCCGUACUGGAGGCUUUCGGUAACGCCAAGACAACCCGUAACGAUAACUCGUCCCGUUUCGGUAAGUUCAUCCGUAUUCACUUCACCCCCGCUGGUAAACUGGCUGGUGCCGAUAUUGAGACCUAUCUACUGGAGAAAGCCCGUGUCAUCUCUCAGCAGGCUCUGGAACGAUCCUAUCACGUUUUCUAUCAGCUUAUGUCCGGUUCUGUCAAAGGCGUAAAAGAAAUGUGCUUCCUGUCGAACGAUAUCUACGACUACUACAACGUAUCCCAGGGUAAAAUUACCGUACCAAAUCUCGAUGACGGUGAAGAGUUUAGGCUGACCGAUAUUGCUUUUGACAUCCUUGGCUUCACGGAGGAAGAGAAACACAACGUCUACAAGAUUACCGCAGCCGUAAUGCACAUGGGUGGUAUGAAGUUCAAGCAGAAGGGUCGCGAAGAACAGGCUGAAGCCGAUGGUAUCGAAUCGGGUGAAAAGGUUGCUAAGUUGCUGGGUAUUGAGUGUGAACUGCUGUACAAAAAUAUGUUGAACCCACGUAUUAAAGUCGGUGCCGAAUUCGUCACCAAGGGUCAGAACGUGGCGCAGGUCACAAACUCCGUUGGUGCUCUCUGUAAGGGUAUUUUCGAUCGUGUCUUCAAAUGGCUGGUCAAGAAGUGUAACGAAACUCUGGAUACCAAGCAGAAGCGUGCCCAGUUCAUCGGUGUACUGGAUAUUGCAGGUUUCGAAAUUUUUGAAUACAACGGUUUCGAACAGCUUUGUAUCAAUUUCACAAAUGAGAAGUUGCAGCAGUUCUUCAAUCAUCACAUGUUUGUACUUGAGCAGGAAGAAUACAAGAAGGAAGGUAUUAACUGGGCCUUCAUCGAUUUCGGUAUGGAUUUGCUGGCUUGUAUCGAUUUGAUUGAAAAGCCCAUGGGUAUUCUCUCGAUUCUUGAGGAAGAAUCUAUGUUCCCGAAAGCUACCGAUCAGACCUUUGCUGAAAAGUUGAACACCAACCACUUGGGCAAGUCCGCUCCGUUCCAGAAGCCCAAACCUCCAAAGCCAGGUCAACAAGCAGCUCACUUUGCCAUUGGCCAUUACGCCGGUGUUGUAGCAUAUAACAUCACCGGUUGGCUCGAGAAGAACAAGGAUCCCCUUAACGAUACUGUCGUCGAUCAGUUCAAGAAGGGCAACAAUGCUCUGCUGGUGGAGAUCUUCGCCGAUCAUCCAGGCCAGUCCGCCGAUCCUGCUGCCGCCAAGGGUGGUCGUGGUAAGAAGGGUGGUGGUUUCGCUACUGUCUCUUCAGCCUACAAGGAACAGCUUAACGGUUUGAUGAUCACCCUAUGUUCAACCUCACCUCACUUCGUCCGUUGUAUCAUUCCCAAUGAAAUGAAACAAAACGGUCUGGUUGAUGCCCACUUGGUUAUGCACCAGCUGACCUGUAACGGUGUACUUGAAGGUAUCCGUAUUUGCCGAAAAGGUUUCCCCAAUAAGAUGAACUAUCCUGACUUCAAGCAACGUUACAUGAUCUUGGCUCCAAAUAUUUUGAAGGAUGAAUCUCUAACCGGCAAGGAUGCUGUUGAUCAGUGUCUUGCUCACAUUGGUCUGGAUCCUGAGUCCUUCCGUACUGGUAUUACUAAGAUCUUCUUCCGAGCUGGUGUCCUGGGUCAGAUGGAAGAUUUCCGUGAUGAACGUUUGGCUGCCGUUAUGUCUGCUUUGCAAGCCUGGAUGCGUGGCUACCUGUCUCGCGUGGAGUUCAAGAAACAACAGGAACAACGCGUCGCUCUUGAAAUCGUCCAACGUAAUCUCCGCCGAUACCUGAAGUUGCGAACCUGGCCCUGGUUCAAACUGUGGACCAAAGUCAGGCCUCUGCUCAACGUAUCUCGUGUCGAGGAUCAAAUUGCGAAAUUGGAAGAAAAGGCAACGCUUGCACAGGAGGCCUUCGAGCGGGAAGAGAGGCUUCGUCGUGACUUGGAGGCAAUGAACAGCAAACUUCUAGCGGAAAAGAGUGCCCUUCUUGAUUCUCUGUCCGGUGAAAAGAGUGCCCUUCAAGAAUACCAGGAGAAAGCAGCCAAGCUAACUGCCCAGAAGAACGAUCUUGAGAACCAAUUGCGUGACACUCAGGAGCGCUUGGCACAGGAGGAAGAUGCCCGAAACCAGCUGUUCCAGACCAAAAAGAAGUUGGAGCAGGAAAUCGCCGGCCAGAAGAAGGAUGCCGAAGACCUCGAGCUGCAAAUUCAGAAGAUUGAACAGGAUAAGGCAUCGAAAGACCAUCAAAUCCGCAACCUGAACGAUGAAAUCGCUCACCAGGAUGAGUUGAUCAACAAGCUAAACAAAGAAAAGAAGAUGCAGGGUGAAAUUAAUCAGAAAACCGCCGAAGAGCUGCAAGCGGCUGAGGAUAAGGUGAAUCACUUGAACAAAGUGAAAGCCAAGCUUGAACAAACGCUUGAUGAACUGGAAGACUCGCUGGAGCGAGAAAAGAAAAUGCGAGCUGACGUUGAAAAAGCUCGUCGUAAGGUUGAAGGUGACCUGAAACUAACUCAGGAAGCCGUCAAUGACUUAGAGCGAGGCAAACGAGAGCUGGAUCAAACAAUUCUACGAAAGGAUAAGGAGAUCUCCUCUCUAUCCGCCAAGCUCGAGGACGAGCAAAACUUAGUGGGUAAACUUCAAAAGCAAAUCAAGGAACUGCAGGGUCGCAUUGAGGAGCUGGAAGAAGAAGUUGAAGCUGAGCGUCAAGCUCGUGCCAAGGCUGAGAAGCAGCGUGCCGAUUUGGCUCGUGAACUGGAAGAGUUGGGUGAACGUCUUGAGGAAGCCGGUGGUGCAACUUCCGCCCAGAUUGAGCUGAACAAGAAGCGUGAAGCUGAACUAGCUAAAUUGCGUCGGGAUCUUGAGGAAGCCAACAUCCAGCAUGAGGGUACUCUGGCGAACUUGCGUAAGAAGCACAACGAUGCCGUUGCUGAAAUGGCUGAACAAGUCGAUCAACUGAACAAACUUAAGACUAAGGCUGAACAUGAUCGCGCAAACAUGUACAACGAACUGAACAACACUCGCUCUGCUUGUGAUACUCUGUCUCGUGAAAAGGGUGCUCAAGAGAAGAUUGCCAAGCAAUUAUCUCACACACUCAACGAAGUUCAGAGCAAGCUGGAUGAAACGAACAGGACAUUGAACGACUUCGAUGCCGCCAAGAAGAAGCUUUCGAUUGAAAACUCUGACCUGCUCCGCCAACUUGAGGAUGCUGAAUCUCAGGUGUCACAGCUCAGCAAGAUCAAGAUCUCGCUUUCUCAACAAUUGGAAGAUACCAAACGGUUGGCUGACGAGGAAGCUCGGGAACGCGCUACGCUACUUGGUAAAUUCCGCAACCUUGAACACGAUCUCGACAACCUUCGUGAACAAGUGGAGGAAGAAUCGGAAGGCAAGGGAGACAUCCAGCGGCAGCUCAGCAAAUCCAACGCCGAAGCUCAACUGUGGCGAAGCAAGUUCGAAUCCGAGGGUGUUGCUCGCGCUGAAGAGCUUGAAGAGUCCAAGAGGAAACUACAAGCUCGCCUUGCUGAAGCCGAGGAGACCAUCGAAUCGCUCAACCAGAAAACAAUUGCUUUGGAGAAGACCAAACAGCGCUUGUCCACUGAAGUCGAGGAUCUGCAACUGGAAGUUGAUCGUGCAAGCUCGAUUGCCAACUCUGCUGAGAAGAAACAGAAGGCCUUUGACAAGAUCAUCGGAGAAUGGAAGCUCAAAGUCGACGACUUGGCCGCCGAGCUGGAUGCUUCCCAGAAGGAAUGCCGUAACUAUUCCACGGAGUUGUUCCGUCUCAAGGGUGCAUACGAAGAAGGCCAAGAACAGCUUGAGGCUGUACGUCGUGAGAACAAGAACUUGGCUGAUGAAGUCAAGGAUCUGCUCGACCAGAUCGGUGAGGGUGGCCGCAACAUCCACGAAAUCGAGAAGUCUCGCAAGCGCCUGGAAGCCGAGAAGGAUGAAUUGCAAGCUGCACUUGAGGAAGCUGAGGCAGCUUUGGAACAGGAGGAGAACAAAGUUUUGCGUGCACAGCUCGAGUUAUCUCAAGUCCGCCAAGAAAUCGACAGACGCAUUCAGGAGAAGGAGGAAGAAUUCGAAAACACUCGAAAGAACCACCAGCGUGCUCUGGAUUCCAUGCAAGCUUCCCUCGAAGCCGAAGCCAAGGGUAAAGCUGAGGCCCUGCGCAUGAAGAAGAAGUUGGAAGCCGACAUCAACGAACUUGAGAUCGCUUUGGAUCACGCCAAUAAGGCCAACGCAGAAGCGCAGAAGAAUAUCAAACGUUACCAGCAACAGCUGAAGGAUAUUCAGAGCGCGUUGGAGGAAGAGCAACGCUGCCGUGACGAAGCUCGUGAACAGCUGGGAAUCUCGGAACGACGUGCUAAUGCUUUGCAGAAUGAACUGGAAGAGUCACGAACGCUCCUAGAGCAAGCUGAUCGUGGCCGUCGUCAAGCUGAACAGGAACUCAGCGAUGCCCAUGAGCAGCUGAAUGAAGUGUCAGCAAACAACGCUACCAUCUCAGCAGCGAAGAGGAAAUUGGAGUCUGAGCUUCAAACCUUGCAUUCCGACUUAGAUGAGCUACUUAACGAAGCCAAGAACUCGGAAGAGAAAGCCAAAAAGGCCAUGGUUGACGCUGCGCGUCUGGCUGAUGAGCUCCGAGCUGAACAGGAUCAUGCUCAGACUCAAGAGAAAUUGCGCAAGGCUCUUGAACAACAAAUCAAGGAACUGCAAGUACGCUUGGAAGAUGCCGAAACUAACGCUCUGAAGGGUGGUAAGAAGGCUAUCCAGAAACUGGAACAGCGCAUCCGAGAACUGGAAUCCGAGCUUGACAACGAACAGAGACGACAUGCCGAUGCCCAGAAGAAUCUACGCAAGUCCGAACGUCGCAUUAAGGAACUCACCUUCCAGUCUGAGGAAGAUCGUAAGAACCACGAACGCAUGCAGGAUCUGGUCGAUAAGCUGCAGCAGAAGAUCAAGACUUACAAGAGGCAGAUUGAGGAAGCUGAGGAAAUCGCCGCUCUGAAUCUGGCCAAAUUCCGAAAAGCUCAGCAAGAACUGGAAGAAGCUGAAGAGCGGGCCGAUAUAGCCGAACAGGCUGCCACGAAAUUCCGCACCAAGGGAGGACGCGCAGGUUCGCAGCAGCGCGGUGGCAGUCCUGCAGUUAGUACAGCCUAAAGAUUCCUUCAUGUGUAUCCGCUUUUAUAAUUCACCCACAUAAACGAAACGCGAGAUUUGCUAAUUGGACUGCUGUUAGACAACUAACAGAAGCUUUGCUUUAUCCAUAAGCCGCUGUGGCUUAACGAAAAACAAAUCACAUCUUAAUAUAGUUAACGAUGAUACAUUUCCCCGUCACAAUUAAAGUAGAAUACGAUGCAUCUCCCUUAUGGAAAAUGCGAUUUAAAAUCAUUUCAGUACUACUUUUUUCGGAGAAAUAUUACUAUUUAUUAGAAUUAAUACCCAUAAAAUAAUGGUUGAUGUUUACAAAUAUUGCAAAAAUACAUUGGUAUAUAAAACAGAAAAA